Molecule: messenger RNA, 17876 nt
Organism: Pristis pectinata (smalltooth sawfish)
Lineage: Eukaryota; Metazoa; Chordata; Chondrichthyes; Rhinopristiformes; Pristidae
Gene: dst
Product: dystonin
Biological process (GO): hemidesmosome assembly; intermediate filament cytoskeleton organization; wound healing
Cellular component (GO): cytoplasm; intermediate filament; hemidesmosome
Molecular function (GO): microtubule binding; calcium ion binding; structural molecule activity
Source: RefSeq, a predicted model, not a curated record
ACACAGCCACGUACAAUGAUAGCGGCGGCGUUCCUGGUUCUCCUGAAGCCCUACAGUGUCCAAUGCAUCCUGCUACUGCUCCUGCUUCUGCUGGCCACCAUCGCUACCAUCUUGUUCUUCUGCUGCUGGCACCGCAAACUCCGCAAGGCUCGGCAUCCCAUGAAGUCGGUGGGCUCGGGCCGCUCCAGGAGCCGAGAUGCAGGAAUGAGAUCGCACUUCCGUUCUGAGGGGUUCAGACACAGUCCGCGACAUGGCAGGAGGAGCAGCAGGAUGCGAGUGUCCGACGACUCCAAACCUCUGGUGCAGAUACCCGAAAGUGACCAGGAACAUCUUGUGAGGAGGAGGAAGAUUAGGAGGAGCAGCCGGGUGCAGGCAGAGUUUUAUCACUCCGUGCAGGGAACUCCAACGCGCAGAGCCAGUGUCGGGAGCAGCUCUCGCCCCUGUUCCAUGUCUUCUGCCGAUUAUUCAGAGGAUGAGGAUGAUUUCGGCCAAAGAUCAGGGACCGUCUCGCCAGCUCCCGGGGACACUCUGCCAUGGAACCUGCCGAAGCACGAGAGGUCCAAGAGAAAGAUUCAGGGAGGGUCGGUGCUGGACCCCGCCGAGAGAGCCGUUCUCAGGAUAGCCGAUGAACGGGACAAAGUACAGAAGAAGACCUUUACAAAAUGGAUCAACAAGCACCUUAUUAAGGUACGGAAACACAUAAAUGAUCUAUAUGAGGACUUACGAGAUGGACACAACCUGAUUUCUCUCCUGGAAGCCCUCUCUGGGGACACCCUGCCUCGUGAGAAAGGACGUAUGCGCUUCCACAGACUACAGAAUGUACAGAUUGCACUGGACUACUUGAAACGCCGACAGGUCAAAUUGGUGAACAUUAGAAAUGAUGACAUAACUGACGGGAAUCCCAAACUAACCUUGGGACUGAUCUGGACCAUUAUUUUGCACUUUCAGAUCUCUGACAUCCAUGUUACUGGGGAGUCUGAGGAUAUGUCAGCGAAGGAGAAACUCUUACUGUGGUCACAACAGGCAACAGAAGGCUAUGCUGGAAUCCGGUGUGAGAACUUCACUUCGUGCUGGAGGGAUGGCAGACUAUUCAACGCGAUCAUUCAUAGAUACAGGCCGGACCUAGUAGAUAUGAGUCAAGUAGCAAUUCAAAGCAACGUGAACAACUUGGAACAAGCCUUUGGUGUAGCUGAGAAACUUGGUGUCACUAGACUCUUGGACCCAGAAGAUGUUAACGUUGCAUCCCCUGAUGAGAAAUCAGUGAUCACUUAUGUGUCGUCAUUGUACGAUGCCUUUCCCAAAAUUCCAGAGGGUGGUGAAGGCAUCAGUGCAAACGACGUAGAUGUCAAGUGGAUAGAAUACCAGAAUAUGGUGAACUACCUCAUCCAAUGGAUCAAGCAUCAUGUGACGGUUAUGUCAGAUCGAAGCUAUUCAAACAAUCCUGCAGAACUUAAGGCACUUUAUAACCAAUACAUGCAGUUUAAGGACACAGAAAUCCCACCAAAAGAGAAGGACAAAACUAAAAUCAAGCAGCUGUAUAAAUUGUUAGAGGUGUGGAUUGAAUUUGGUCGGAUAAAACUUCCUCAAGGCUAUCACCCAAAUGAUGUGGAGAAGGAAUGGGGAAAGUUGAUCAUCGCAAUGCUGGAAAGAGAAAAGAGUUUGCGGCCGGAGGUGGAAAGACUGGAAAUGUUGCAGCAGAUUGCCUCCAGACUUCACUGUGACAGCGUAGCAUGUGAAGAUAAACUGAUACUGGCACGAAAUUCACUCCAACUCGACGCAAAACGAUUGGAGUCAGGACUUCAGUUUCAAAAUGAAACCGAGGUUGCAGGGUAUCUUUUGGAAUGUGAAAAUCUCAUCCGGCAACAGAUCAUUGAUGUCCAGAUUCUUAACGAUGGAAAGUAUUAUCAGGCAGACCAACUCAUCCAAAGGGUUGCAAAGCUCCGUGAUGAGCUGAUGUUACUGAAGUCUGAAUGUUCAUCGGUGUACAAUAAAGGACGUUCCUCGUCAACAGAUCAGACCCAGCUAAUGAUGGCAGGGUUAACUCAGAGUCUGAAUCAGAGCUUCUCCUCUGAUUUCUCCCAGAGUUUGACACCAUCCUUGACCUCUAAUUUAUCUCGGAGCUUGACACCAAGCUUGACCCAUGGAUCAACCCCAGUUCUCACGCCCAGCUUGCCAGCAACAUUGUCUUCCGGCUUAAAACCUGUCCUGGCACAUGGGUUUAUUCAAGGUUUUGUCCCCACCAUGGACACUGACACACUCCAGACUGUGAAACUGAUGCAAAUCAGAAAACCAUUGAUGCGAUCGCAAUUCGUUGACCAAUCUCUGACGGAGGAAGAGGUCAACAUGAAGUUUCUGCAGGACCUGUUGAGCUGGGUGGAAGAAAUGCAGGUGCAGCUCGAUCGUGCCGAGUGGGGUUCCGAUUUGCCCAGCAUCGAAAGUCAUUUAGAAAAUCACAAAAAUGUUCACCGAGCAAUAGAAGACUUUGAAUCGAGUAUCAGGGAAGCGAGAGCUGCCGAGGGACAAAUGACUCCACCGCUCUGUGAGAGUUACUCUGAGAAGCUGAGAGCAUUGGAGAGCCAGUACAGCAAGCUUUUGGACACUUCCAGGGACCGAGCCUCUCAACUUGACAGCCUGCAUAGUUUUGUAUCCAGGGCAACCACCGAGCUGAUCUGGUUGAACGAGAAGGAGGAAGAAGAGGUGGCUUACGACUGGAGUGAGAGGAAUUCCAGCAUGUUGCGAAAGAAAGAAUACCAUGCAGAAUUAAUGCAAGAGCUGGAAGACAAAGAUGUUCUCAUGAGAUCGGUGCAAGAAAUGGCGGAUAAGCUGCUCCUCCAUCGGCAUCCUGCUCGGGCGACCAUUGAGGCCUUCAAAGCUGCCAUGCAGACCCAGUGGAGCUGGAUCCUGCAGCUCUGCUCCUGCGUUGAGAAACAUCUGAAAGAAAAUGCCGCUUAUUUUGAGUUUUACAACGAUGCCAAAGAAUCCAUGGACUACUUGAAGAACCUGCAGGAGACGAUCAAGAGGAAGUACAAUGGUGACAAGUCCAGCAGUCUGGUGAGGCUGGAGGACCUGGUUCAGGAUUCUAUGGAUGAGAAGGAACAGCUGCUUCAGUACAAGAGUAAUGUAGCAAGUCUCAUGAGUCGGGCAAAGGCAGUUGUCCAACUCAAGCCAAGGAAUCCUGAAAAUCCUACAAGGAUCUCCAUCCCCAUCAGAGCCAUCUGUGACUACAAACAAAUUGAGAUAACUAUUUACAAGGAUGAUGAAUGUUUGUUGGAAAACAACUCUCACCGAGCCAAAUGGAAAGUGAUCAGUCCCACUGGGAACGAGGCCAUGGUUCCAUCCGUUUGCUUUUCAGUUCCUCCACCAAACAAAGAAGCCAUUGAGAUGGCAAGCCGGAUUGAACAACUCUAUCAGAAUGUUCUGGCUCUCUGGCAUCAGUCCCACAUAAACAUGAAGAGCAUUGUGUCCUGGCACUACCUGAUGAAUGAAAUCGCCACCAUCCGUGCCUGGAAUGUUUCCUCGAUAAAGACCAUGUUGCCAGGGGAACACCAACAGGUGCUCAGCAGCCUACAGGUGCACCUCAAGGACUUCUUGGAGGACAGUCAGGAGUCCGAGGCCUUCUCAGUCACUGAUGGAACCCAGCUGGAGAGAGAAGUCAAGUUCUGCAAACAGUAUUAUGAAGAUCUUCUGAAGUCAGCAGAAAGAGAGGAGCAAGAGGAGUCGGCAUGCAACCUGUUCAUCUCCGAGGUGCGAAACAUUCGGCUCCGAGUGGAGAACUGUGAGAAGCGGCUGAUCCGCCAAAUCCGCACCCCGCUGGAACGGGACGACCUGCAGGAAAGCGUGCAAAGAAUCUCCGAGCAAGAGAAGCUAAAGAGUGAGCUGGAGGAGCUUAUUGCAGAUCUGGAAAAAGUAACAGAGAAGUGCGACAAAUUCUUUGGUCAAGCCUCUUCAUCUUCGGCCCCCACCCUGCGGACGGAGCUGAACGUAGUGCUGCAGAAUCUCAACCAAGUCUACUCACUCUCCUCCAUUUAUUUGGAUAAGUUGAAGACUGUCAACUUGAUUGUUCAAAACACUCAAGGAGCAGAGGCUCUUGUGAAGCAGUAUGAGACCAAACUUGGAGAGGAAGAUGCAGUGCCACCAGACCCGGAGGCUAUUCAGUCUCUGCGGAAUACACUGAAGCAAUGGCGGGCCGAGGUGGAUGAGAAACGGGAAGUCUUCCACUCACUCGAAGACAAACUGCAGAAGGGCAAGGCCGUCAGUGAGCGGAUGCUGAGGGCCCACAAUGAGCGCGACAUGGACAUGGAUUGGCACAAGGAAAAGGCCGUUCAGUUGGCUGAGAGAUGGGAGAGCAUCCGCUCCCAAAUUGACAACAGACUGCAUGAGCUCGAGGGAAUCAGUACGUCCCUGAGCUGCUACAGAGACUGUUACAAAGAUCUUGAUCAGUGGAUCCGAGAAAUGGAAGCCACCCAACAGAAGAUGCAAGAGCGUCAGCCGGAAGAUAUCCGAGCCCUUGCAGAUGAACUCCAUCAACAAAAGAUGUUGGCUUCUGAGGUUGAAAUGAAACAGGGAAAAAUGGACGAAUGUCAGAAGUACUCUGAGGGGUAUUCCUCUGCUGUGAAGGAAUAUGAGCUUCAACUGAUGACCUACAAAGCCAUGGUUGACUCCCAGCAGAAAUCCCCAGUCAAGCGGCGCAGAAUGCAGAGCUCUUCAGACGUCAUUGUACAAGAGUUCAUGGACCUCCGCACACGCUACACUGCCCUGGUUACCCUGAUGAUGCAGUAUGUGAAGUUUGCCAGCGAUGCUUUAAAAAGAUCAGAGGAUGAAGAGAAGUCAGUAGAAGAGGCGAAGCAAGAACAUGUCGAGAAAGUUGGUGAACUGUUGAGAUGGGUUUCUGAGAAGAGCAAGAACUUAGCUACGAGACAACGUAAAUUACCCACUUCGGAACCUGGUGGAACAGCGACUUCACUUUCUGAGCAACAGGCACUGCAUAUGGAACUAUCAAGCAAGAAGGACCAAAUUGCCGAAGCUAUACACAUGACACAGAUGUUCCUGGCGAAACACAGUGACAAAAUAUCAGAAGAUGAUAAACUACAAACGGAGAAGCAAGUGGAGGAGCUUCAGGAAGCUUAUGAUAAGUUGUGUGAACGGUCUUCUGAGGAGCUCCAGCACUUUGAGAGCAUGCUGGCUGAAGCAUCAGGGGAGAAGGUAUUGGAAGAAAAGCAAGAGGAGUGUAAUAAGAGGCUACAGGAGAUAAGUGAUCUGCUGUUGGUGACAGAAAACAAAGUAAUCGGCUGUGACAGUAAGACAUCUGUUUCCAGUGAUGACUUAGCUGAUUUACAACAGCAUCAGGCGGAACAUCAGGCCUUACAAAGGGAAAUCCAGGCUCAUGCAGUUACUUUAACAAAUGUGGCAAGUGCAACCGAACAGUUUCUGGAGAAGAAUGGGGACAAACUUCAACCAGAGGAGAAAGCAGCAAUGGAAAACAAGCUUACAGAAGCCAAACUGAAGCUCAGUGCAUUGAGUGAGAAAGUCGACUCCAACAUCAAGAACCUGGAUGAAGCUGUGACAACCGCUCUCAAACAGGAAACUGAGAAGGCUGCAGCAGUGAAACAGCUGAAGGAAAAUAACAGUAAAAUCCAAUCGCUCUUGGAUUGGUUGUCCCAUAUGGAGCAGGAACCAUCGACUGAACAGAAGGGAAAAGAAACACUACAUCAGAAUGGCAACACUAUUUCAGUGGAUGGACUGAAGAUCCUGGAGAAUGAAGAUACAGUCAAUGGAAACCUACCUUGCAGCCUAAGUGAGACCAUGGGAGAUGAAGAGAAGGAACUAGCAACUGAUGGAGAUUUGAACCGACAACAUGAAAAAGCCAAGCUUCAUCACCAACAAAUCGUGUCACAACAGCAGUCUUACAUUAUAUCUACGCAAUCAGUCCAGGACUUCCUGCAGAAGCAAGGCUCGAGUAUUCCAGCAGAAGAACGGGAGAAGUUGGAGAAGGACUUGAAUGAGUUGAAGGUUCAGUACGAGUCCGCGCUGGCCCAGUCUGAAAGCAGACUGAAACUGAUACAGACUGUGCAGGACGAGUUGAAGACAUUUUCCACAGAUUACAGUGAAUUUGAAAACUGGUUGCGCCAGUCAGAGCAACAGCUGGAGGAUCUCCAGUCUGGUGCCAAAGAUAUGGACACUCUUGCUGACAAACUGAUAAGGCAGAAAAGCUUUUCUGAAGAUGUCAUCUCUCACAAAGGAGAUUUGAGGUACAUUACUAUCUCGGGACAAAGAGUCCUUGAUGCUGCCAAAUCCUGUGGUAAAUUGGGACUGAAUAAAGAUGGCAAACCUCAAGUUGAUACGUCUGCAACUUGUGCACUGGUACAGAGCCAGCUGAAUGAGGCGAGUGACUGUUAUAAAUCACUGCAUACUAAGUGCAAUCUGUUGGGUAAAAAUCUCAAAGACGUGGUGGAUAAGUAUGAGCAUUACCAAGAAGUCUCAUCUGGGCUCCUACCCUGGCUUCAAGCUACUGAGGAAGCUGCAGGAGCGCAGCUGAUGGAGGCCAUUGCUGCAGAUCCCAAAAACCUUCAGAAGCAGCUGGAGCAAGCCAAGGACCUACAUGAUCAGAUAUCUGGGCAUCAGCGCGUUGUUGAGAAGCUAAGGAAAGCCGUGGAUGGACUUAUGGGUACAGAUGGUGAUCUCUUACUGAAUCGCAAAGAAAUCCAAGAUAACCUGGAUGAUGUUGUGCUGAGAUACGAGAAUCUGUCCAAGUCGGUCAAUGAACGCAAUGAGAGCUUACAGGUGACACUCACACGUUCCUUGAGUGUUCAGGAUGGUUUGGAUGAAAUGCUUGACUGGAUGGCAAGUGUCGAAAAGAGCCUGGACAAUGAAGAGGAAAUUCCCUUAAACUCUGCUGCCAUUCAAGAAGCCUUUAGUAAAAACACUGCACUAGAACAGAACAUUGCUAGCCGCCAAAGCAGUAUCAGUGCCAUUGAAGAGAAGGCCAACAAAUUCAUCGCCACAGCAGACCCGUCAACUGCCUCUGCAUUGCAAGCAAAGGUGGACGAACUCACCAAACGUCUGGCUUCAGCCAGUGGCCGGCAGAAAGAAAGAACGGCCAGACUGGAAAAACUCAGAGGCAAAGUGGAGCUCUUCGAGAAGACUUUCCAAAGAAUCGAGCAGUUUGUUACCAAGAAAUCUCAGUCUCUCUCUGAAGUUGAUGGGCCAGGAAAAGACAUCACUGAACUGUCACAACAUAUGCGGGAAGUGAAUGCUGAGCUAUUGGAUCAAAGUGAAGGUUUGAAUGCUCUAAAUAAGUUGGCUGAAGAGCUUGGUGGGUCCACUACAGCUGAAGAACGGACACAGCUCCUCAACAAACUCAACACUCUGUCAAAGAAUUUUCGAGGACUGGAAGAGGCUACCAAGAAAAAAGAGGAAGAAUUAUUCUGUUGCCAACUUCAGACGGAUCAAUUUAAAACCUUGGUGAAGUCAUUUGGAGAGUGGGUGGAGGGAAUAAACAGAAGGAUUCCAGUUAUAGACUCAAGCCUUUCUACAGAAACUCUUCAAGGGCAUGUAUCUGAUGUUAAGGUCCUGUAUGAUGAGUGGGCAGAAAAAGCUUCUGAGGUUCAGGAAGUUAAUCAGAAAGGAUCAGCCUUAUGUCACCUGAUCAAUGUGCUGAUUUCUCCAGCCACUUCAAGACCAGCAUUCAAAUCAGGUGCACAGGUGGUGAAUGGCGGGGGAGAAGUCGCUGAUGUCUGUGAUUCCAAAGAGCUCAGUGCUAUCCAGCAAGACGUUGCAGAUGUGAAUCAUCAAUAUGAAGAGGUGGGAGCCUUGCUGAAGAGCAAGGAGAGCCAGCUGGAUUCCAUGCUGGCUCAGAGGCAGCAUACCCAGGAGGAAGCCUCAUUGGUCAGAGACUGGCUGGAGUCGAUGGAUAAGAGAGCAGCAUGCUGGGAUACAUUGCCGACAGAGAAUGAAGCUAUAAAGGAACAAAUCGAGCAACACAAGGUACUUGAAGCUGAAUUGAAACAAAACAGUGACAGAGUUAACCAGGUGAAAGAGAAGUUGACUUUGCUGCUGCAGGAGAAUCCGGACUCACCUGAAGCCGGGAAAUGGAGGCAGACGUUGGAUUAUAUAAAUUCAAAAUGGCAACAGGUCAGCCAGUUGGCCAGUGAGCGGCAGCAGAAAUUGGAGGAGUCGUCCAGCUUCCUCACGCAGUUUGAAACGGCAGAGGUGCAGCUUAGUCAGUGGCUUGUUGAAAAGGAGCUAAUGAUGAAUGUGUUGGGACCACUGUCCAUCGAUCCUCAUAUGUUGAACAAUCAGAAACAACAAGUUCAGAUCCUGCUGAAGGAGUUUGAGACACGGAAGCCACAACAUGAGCAGUUGAAGAUGGCAGCUGAAGGCAUUUUGAGUCGACCGGAUGACUCUGCUCCAACCUCCAGCUUUGUCAGUGACCAGUUGGCUGCUGUAACACAAAAGUGGGACAGUCUGACAGGGCAGCUGGUUAACCGCUCUAACCUCAUCGACCAGGCCAUCAUCAAAAGCACCCAGUACCAAACUCUAGUCCAGCACCUCUCGGGCAAGCUGAGCACUCUGGAUGCUAAGCUGGCCAGCCAGCCACCCAUCGAUGCCCAGCCAGAAGCUGUGAAGCGCCAGCUGGAGGUGGCCAGUGAACUCCGGGCAGAGCUAGAGCAGGAGGAGAAGGGCAUGCAGGAGGCCAGGGCCCUCUGUGAGGAGAUCUCAGUCCUCGUUGGUGAGCGGUACCUGAAGGCUGAGCUCAACAGGCAGCUGGACAACGUUGUGAAGCCGUUUCGGGAUCUUGAGGAACGAGCAGGAAACCGAGUCCAUCAACUUCAGUCGGCGCUGGCUAAUUCCGAGCAGUUUCAACAGAUGUUUGAUGAUUUCCAAGCCUGGAUAGGUGGAAAAUGCAACGAGCAGAAGCAGAGGGCUCCUAUAUCUUGUAAGCUCGACCUCCUGCACUUGCUGAUCGAUGAGCAGGCAACAUUUCAGAAAUCCUUGGCCCAAAAGGCUGGGUCCUACGAGAUGAUCAUGGCAGAAGGCGAGUCGCUCCUUCAGAACAUGCAGCCAGGGGUUGAGAAAACCGCCUUGCAGGAUCAACUUGCAGCCCUGAGGAGCACCUGGGAAGACCUGUCCAAGCAAGUGGAAAAUAGGCAAGAGAAACUGAGGGAUUGUUUGCAGAAAGCCCAGAAGUACAGAGAAUGUACUGAACACCUUCUACCAUGGAUACAAGAAUGUGAAGCAAAGUCCUCGCAAGUACAAGUGUGUAGUGAUGCGGCAGAAAUCGAGUCCUCGUUGGCAAGCAUUAAAGCUCUACAGAAUGACAUGGACCAACAUCGGAGGGCGCUUGAGUCUUUAAGUAAUGCUGCAGACUGCUUGAUCGAAGCUAGUCAGGCAGAUGUGGAGGAUGUCCAGAGUGAGAAGGCAUUAGUCAACCAGAAGGUGGAUCAGAUCAGUGAACAGCUCCGCCUUAAAAAAGAUUCCCUGGAUGAGAUGGCAAAAUGCAUGAAGGAGUUUCAACAUUCUCUCAGAGAUACGAAAGAGCAGUUAGAGGGGGCCAAACAGCAACUGGAUCACCAUGAUACACUUGGGUCUCAAGCGUACAGUAACAAAUGCUUGACCAACUUGAAUGCCCAGCAGAAGAUGCUUCAGUCUUUGACAUCGCAAGUGGAGAAGGUCAAGUGUCUUGCUCAGAGAUUGACCUCUGCUGCCUCAGACAGAGAAGGCGCAUCUUUGCUUCUGCAGCAGGCUGAUGCUUUAAAGGAAGAUUAUGAGUCGGUGAGCCAGCAAGUUCGAGAAAGGUGCUCCUUCUUGGAGGUCAAGCUCCAAGGUAUCGGGCAGUUUCAGAACAACAUCCGGGAGAUGUUUUCCUUAUUUGCCGACCUUGAUGAUGAACUGGAUAGCAUGGCUCCCGUGGGAAGGGACCUGGAUUGCCUUCAUAUUCAGAAAGAUGACAUCCAAGGCUUCAUCAUCAAACUCCAGAAGCUAACGACGAGCAUCGAAGACACGAAGAAAGAGAGCAAGCAGAUGCUGGAGUCGUCAAGUUCUCCAGAUUUGUUGGGGUUAAAGCGGGAUUUGGAGGCUUUAAGCAAACAGUGCAAUAAGCUGCUGGACAGGGCAACAGUCAGACGGGAGCAGGUGGAAAGCACCCUGGCGCUCGUUGAAGAAUUCAACAGGAGAAGCAAAACGUUCAGUGAACUGAUGGCCGUGGCUGAGGAACACGAGGAGAAUCAGGGCAGCGUUGGAAUGGAAACAGAGGUCAUCAACCAACAACUGGAAUCAUUCAAGGUAUUUCAAAAGGAAAAGAUUGAGCCACUUCAGGCUGUGCUCCAAGAGGUUAAUCGGCUUGGCCAAGGAUUGAUCCAGAGUGUGGCUAAAAAUACCAACAUCCAGAAGUUGGAACAUGACCUUGAAGAAGCAAACACGCGGUGGAACACUCUCACAAAAAAGGUUGCGGAGCGAGCGGCCAAGCUGCAGGAAGCCCUGUUGCAUUGCGGCAGGUUCCAGGAUGCACUCGAAUCUUUGCUCAGCUGGUUAGCAGAUACAGAGGAACUCGUAGCCAACCAAAAGCCACCUUCAGCUGAGUUCAAAGUAGUAAAGGCUCAGAUUCAAGAACAAAAGCUUCUCCAACACUUACUGGAUGACCGCAAGCCAACGGUGGAGAUGAUCAAGCGAGAAGGGGAGAAGAUCGCCGAGUCAGCUGACACCACAGACCGCGACAGGACUUUGAACCAGUUGCAAGGCCUGAGUCGUAGGUGGAAUUUCCUUCUGACCAAAGCUGAGAACAGACAGCGGCAGCUGGAGGCCAUCUUGGUUGUGGCUCAGCAAUUCCAUGACACCGUGGAACCCUUGAUCGAAUGGUUGUCGGCUGCGGAGAAGAAGGUUGCAAACUCUGAGCCCAUUGGAACUCAAACAGCCAGAUUGCAAGAACAGAUUACCCAGCACAAGGCUAUGGAAGACGAUGUCAUCAGUCACGGUAAACAGUUGCACCAGGCUAUUAGCAUUGGUCAGUCAUUAAAGACUAUGAGUUCCAGAGACGAUAAAGACAUAGUCCAGGGAAAGCUGGAUUCUGCCCAGACUCGGUACAUUGAGAUCCAGGACAGGUGUGGCCGCAAAGCUGCCCUGAUCCAGCAGGCUCUCUCCAAUGCUUGGAUAUUUGGGGAGGAGGAAGUUGAGGUUCUGAACUGGUUGGCUGAAGUACAAGACAAACUUGACAAUGUGGCCAUUCAAGACUGCAAUCCCGAACACCUCCAGAAACAACAUUCGGACCACCUGAAUCUUCAUGAAGACAUCCUCCUGCGGAAGCAACAUGUUGAUCAGGCCAUCCAGAAUGGCCUGGCUCUACUGAAGCAGACAACAGGGGAUGAAGUUAUAAUAAUUCAGGAAAGGCUCGAUGGCAUAAAAGCUCGGUAUUCUGAGCUUACCACUACCAGUGGGAAAGUCUUGAAGACCUUAGAACAGGCCCUACAGCUUGCUACCAAGUUUCAGUCUGCUCAUGAGGUGUUAUCUACCUGGCUCGAUAAGGUGGAGGCUGAACUGGCCGCUUGUGCGUCUGAGGCACUUGCAGGAGAACAGCUAGCUCAAGCUCAGGAAAGACAACAGGAAUUGAGGAAAGAGAUGAUGGAGCACAGGGUGAGUCUGGACACUGUCAAUGAGGUCAGCAGCGCUCUGUUGGAACUUGUCCCAUGGAGAGCGAGAGAAGGACUCGACGUACUGGUGUCCGAUGACAAUGAGCGAUACAGAUCAGCAAGUGAGACCAUAGCACAGAAGGUGGAAGAAAUAGAUGCUGCUAUACAGAGAUCACAGCAGUUCGAGCAAAGAGCAGAUGCAGAGAUUGCCUGGAUCACGGAAACAGAGAGGAAGUUGAGAUCACUUGGUGACAUCAGGCUUGAGCAAGACCAGACUUCUGCCGAACUGCAAGUUCAAAAGGCAUUUUCUAUGGAUAUUUUGCGACACAAAGACACAAUUGAUGAGCUCGUUGCGAAUGGAGAUCAAAUUAUGAAUUCCAGCACUGAAGAGGAGAAAGUAUCCCUGAAGAGAAAGCUGGACACACUUCAGAAGCAGUACGAUGUGAUCAGCCAGAUGAAUGCAGAGCGAUAUCUGCAGCUGGAGCGGGCCCAGUCUCUGGUCAAUCAGUUUUGCGAGACCUACGAGGAGCUCUGGCCAUGGCUUGAAGAGACUCGAGCGCUGAUUUCGCAGUUACCUACCCCUGCCAUCGAGUUUGAGCUUUUGAAGCAACAGCAGGAGGAACUUCGGCAACUGCGAGAGCUAAUAGCUGAACACAAGCCCCACAUUGAUAAAAUGAACAAGACUGGUCCUCAGCUCCUGGAGCUCAGCCCUCGGGAAGGCCUGGCCAUUCAACAGAAGUACUCUGCAGCUGACGCCCUUUAUAGUGAGGUCAAAGAAGCCGUUAAGCAAAGAGCCAUCUCGCUGGAUGAAGCCAUUUCCCAAUCCACCCAGUUUCAUGACAAGAUAAGCCCCAUGCUCGAGGCUCUGGAACGCAUUGCAGUCCGACUGAGACAGCCGCCUUCCAUCUCAGCCGAGGUGGAGAAAAUCCGAGAGCAGAUCAGUGAAAACAAAAAUGUAAGUGUGGAACUGGAGAAGCUGCAGCCGGCGUUUGAAACCCUUAAACAACGAGGCAACGACUUGAUUGGACGUUCUGAAGGAACCGACAAAGACUUUUGUGCGAAAGCUGUUCAAGAGCAGUUGGACAAAAUGGUUUUCUACUGGGCGGACAUCAAAACCCGGGCAGAGGAACGGGAGGCCAAGCUGCUCGAUGUGAUGGACCUGGCCGAGAAAUUCUGGUGUGAUCAUUCUGCCCUCAUUGCCACCAUUAAGGAUACUCAGGACUUGAUCCGAGAACUGGAGGAACCCGGGAUAGAUCCAUCUGUUGUCAAAGAACAGCAGGAAGCUCUAGAGACAAUCAAAGAAGAAAUAGAUGGACUUCAGGAAGAGUUGGAGAUUGUUCAGAAUCUUGGAGCUGAGCUGACCUCUGCUUGUGGAGAGCCUGAUAAGCCAGUGGUGAAGAAAAACGUAGACGAGCUGAACGGUACCUGGGAUAAUUUGAAUAAGGCCUGGAAAGAUCGCAUUGAUCGGCUGGAUGAAGCAAUGCAAGAGGCAGUUCAGUUCCAGGAUGCACUGCAGGCCAUGUUUGACUGGAUGGACUUUGCAGAAAGUAAAUUGAAUACCAUGCCCCCAGUUGGCACGGAUCUGGAGACUGUGAAACAACAGAUUGCUGAGCUCAAGCACUUUAAGACUGAAGCAUAUCAGCAGCAGAUAGAGAUGGAGCGGCUGAAUCAUCAGGGAGAAUUGUUACUGAAGAAAGUAAAUGAAGAAAGUAACAAGCGGGUCGUACAGGAGCCCCUGCAUGAGCUGAAACAUUUCUGGGAAAAUCUGGAUGGGAAAAUCGUCAACAGGCAGCAUAAACUGGAGGGUGCUCUGUUGGCUUUGGGACAGUUCCAACAUGCCCUGGAUGAACUGAUGACGUGGUUGACCCACACCGAGGAGCUGUUAAGUGAACAGAAAGCAGUUGGUGGAGAUCCUAAAGCUAUUGAAAUUGCAAUUGCCAAACAUCACGUUCUGCAGAAUGAUGUUCUGGCUCAUAAAUCCACAGUGGAGACAGUGAACAAAGCUGGGAAUGCUCUGCUGGAAUCGAGUGACGUGGAGGAAGCCAGCAGUCUACAGAGCAAACUGGAAAGUCUUAACCAGCGCUGGAAGAAUGUGCUGGAACAAACUGCCCAGCGGCAACAGCAACUGCAUCAUUCACUCAUCCAGGCCCAGGGUUUCCAGAGCGAGAUUGACGAUAUGCAGCGGUGGCUGGUAGAAACCGAACGGCAGCUGUCUGCAUCAAAACCGAUUGGAGGUCUGCCAGAAACAGCCAGGGAGCAGCUCAAUGCUCAUCUGGAGCUUUGUGCAGCAUUUAGAGCCAAAGAGGAGAUCUACAAGAACCUGAUAAAUAAGGGGCAGCAGAGCUGUGAAGAAGCUGGUGACAGCAAUGUGGAGGAAGGCAUCAGCAACCUAAAAGAAAGAUGGGAGUCCGUUGAAGUAAAACUAACAGAACGAAAGGUCAAACUGGAGGAGGCCCUCAACCUAGCCACUGAGUUCCACAACUCCCUUCAAGAGUUCAUCAACUGGUUGACUCAAGCAGAACAAAGUUUGACAUUAGCUGCAUCACCGAGUCUCAUUCUGGACACCAUUUUAUUCCAGAUUGACGAACACAAGGUUUUUGCCAAUGAAGUCAACUCACACCGUGAGAAAAUAAUUGAACUGGACAAGACCGGAACCCACCUGAAGUACUUUAGUCAGAAGCAGGAUGUUGUGCUCAUUAAAAACUUGUUGAUCAGUGUUCAAGCUCGAUGGGAAAAGGUUGUGCAGCGUUCUGUUGAUCGAGGAAGAGGGCUAGAUGACGCGAGGAAGCGUGCUAAACAGUUCCAAGAGGCCUGGAAGAAAUUGAUGGAGUGGUUGGAAGAGUCGGAGAAAAAUCUGGACUCUGACCUCGAAAUUGCAAAUGAUCCAGACAAAGUGAAAAUGCAACUUGCAAACCACAAGGAGUUCCAGAAAGCACUCGGAGCAAAACAUUCUGUGUACGAUACAACAGUAAGGACAGGCCGCUCAUUGAAAGAGAAGACAACAUUAGCCGAUGAUCACCAGAAGUUUGAUGACAUGCUGAGUGAACUGAGGGACAAGUGGGACACAGUGUGCGGGAAGUCAGUGGAAAGACAGAACAAAUUGGAAGAAGCUCUGCUCUUUUCGGGUCAGUUUACGGAUGCCUUGCAAGCUCUGAUUGAUUGGCUUUAUAAGAUCGAGCCCAUGCUGGCUGAAGAUCAGCCAGUGCAUGGAGACGUUGACCUCGUCAUGAACCUGAUCGACGCUCACAAGGUCUUCCAGAAGGAGCUGGGCAAACGGACAAGUGGUGUCCAGGCUCUCAAACGCUCAGCCCGCGAGCUGGUUGAGGCCAGCCGCGAUGAUUCAUCCUGGGUCAAAGUGCAGAUGCAGGAACUUAGUACGCGCUGGGAGACGGUGUGUGCUCUCUCUGUUUCCAAACAAGCUAGACUGGAGCAAGCCCUCAACCAGGCAGAGGAAUUCCACUCUGCUGUGCACGUGCUGCUGGAGUGGCUGGCUGAAGCUGAGCAGACCCUUCGUUUCCAUGGCGUUCUUCCAGAUGACAGUGAUGCUCUCCAUGCGCUCAUUGAUCAACACAAGGAGUUUGUGAAGAAACUGGAAGAGAAGAUGGCUGAGCUGAGUUCGGCUGUGGGCAUGGGAGAGUCCAUCCUGUCCAUCUGCCACCCAGACUCCAUCACAACCAUCAAACAUUGGAUCACGAUAAUCCGAGCCCGAUUUGAAGAGGUAACUGCGUGGUCUAAGCAGCAUCAACUGCGACUGGAAGCAGCCCUUGCUGAUGUUAUCGCUAAUCAGGAAUUGUUGGAAAGCCUAUUGGCUUGGUUACAGUGGGCAGAGACGAUACUCACUCAGAGAGACCAAGAGUCACUCCCACAGGAGAUUGAAGAAGUCAAAACACUUAUUGCUGAGCACCAGACUUUCAUGGAGGAAAUGACCAGGAAGCAACCAGAUGUGGAUAAAGUCACAAAGACAUACAAGAGGAAAGCUGCAGAACCAACCCAGAUUACGUCCCACAUUCCUGUCAUAGAGAAAGGAAGAUCAAGGAAACGACUUCCAACGCGGGCUCUGUAUUCGCCAGCAACCCAGACUAUUGAAACUAAAAAUCCACGGGCGAACCUCCUUGUUAGCAAGUGGCAGCAAGUGUGGCUGUUGGCACUGGACAGGCGGCGGAAGCUCAACGAUGCACUGGACAGGCUGGAGGAGCUGAGAGAAUUUGCCAAUUUUGAUUUUGAUGUUUGGCGAAAGAGGUACAUGCGAUGGAUGAACCACAAAAAAUCCAGAGUAAUGGACUUCUUCAGGCGUAUUGAUAAAGAUCAAGACGGGAAAAUCACAAGACAAGAAUUUAUUGAUGGAAUUCUCUCUUCAAAGUUUCCAACCAGCCGCUUGGAAAUGAGUGCUGUAGCCGACAUAUUUGACCGAGAUGGAGAUGGUUACAUCGAUUAUUAUGAAUUUGUGGCAGCACUUCAUCCAAACAAGGAUGCCUACAAACCUCUUACUGAUGCAGACAAAAUAGAGGAUGAGGUCACACGGCAAGUCGCAAAAUGUAAAUGUGCAAAGCGGUUUCAGGUGGAGCAGAUUGGGGAGAAUAAAUACAGGUUCUUCCUGGGAAAUCAGUUUGGUGACUCCCAGCAGUUGCGGCUAGUCCGUAUCCUACGCAGUACGGUAAUGGUUCGUGUUGGGGGAGGUUGGAUGGCCUUGGAUGAGUUUUUGGUGAAAAAUGAUCCCUGCAGAGCUAAGGGCAGAACAAAUGUUGAAUUGCGUGAAAAGUUUAUUCUUCCCGAAGGCACUAGUCAAUCCAUGGCUGCCUUCCGGUCACGAGGGCGAAGGUCACGGCCGUCAUCAAGGGCGGCUUCUCCCAACAGAUCAACUUCCAGUGCCAGUCAAAGUGUUUCAGUUCCACCAGCUGUUACAAGUACACCACCUAAGACACCCCAACAUUUAAUCCGCAAUUAUGAUAAACCAUGGUUGACAAACAGCAAAACAUCAAGUGCUUAUAAAUCACCAGAGUCCCCUGAACGCCGAGUCCCAUCUCCAGAGGUAACGCCGAUCCAGGGAAGCAAAUUGCGACCACCCGGGUAUCUGUCAGGAAAGAGCUUUCAUUCUGGAGAGGACAGCAACUUAACAUCAACUCCUCCUUCAAGGGGGAGGUCACAAGUAUCAGCCUUUGAGUCAAGAAAAGCCCCAAGUCGUCCCACAAGCCGUGCAGGAAGCAAGACUGGCAGUAGAGCAAGUAGUCGUCGGGGGAGUGAUGCUUCCGAUUUCGACAUUUCAGAUAUUCAGUCUGUGUGCUCGGAUGUUUCAGAGACAGUGCCUGAAACUAGCAGAUCAGGGUCACGAGCAGGAUCUCGGCCAUCUUCAGCGAAACCGUCAAAAAUCCCAACACCGUCAAGGAGGUCCCCAGCAACUAGCAAACUGAGUGCAGCCUCCAAAAGAUAGUCUGAUCUCAGAGGCGAAUUCCUAAGUAAUUCUAUGAUGCAGUCCUUGGGAUGUAAAAUAUUCUGUAGAAUCUGUUGUGAAAUAAUGCAAGAGGUGAACUUUUGAUGCUGCAGAAUGGCCUUAUUUGUGUGUUUGUCUUGUAAGGUAUAUUAUUUUAUGUGAAUAAAUAUUCUGUUAAUUUUUUUUCCUUGAUGCCAUAUCCUCUGGAGGGAAAAUUAAAAGAGCUUUUAAGACAGAUGUAAGUUAAACUAAUAUUUUUACAUGUAAUGUAGAAUUGGGUAACUAUUGCUGAAAGCUGUUUCUGAAUGUACGAUUAUGAAAACAAAAUCCCAGGAACAUGUCUUGUUAAUUAGCAGGCAGAUAACUCCAUGGUUUGCUAACAACUCUGAUUACCUCAUGCACAAUUCUAAUGAGGCAAUGCUGAAUAUUAUGAAAUAACUUUAUUUGCUCGAGCUGACUUUUUCUGAAUUAAAUACAAAGCAAAUGUCUGUGUCCCAGGUAAAAAGGGAUGUAAAAUGCCAAUCAGCAUUACCUUAAUGUAGCAAAUUGAAUUUACUCUCAAUUGUUUAGUUAACACAUUCAUGUCGGCUGUUAAGAAGACACUUUAAAAACAAAAUCCUGCAGCAUUUUUGUGCCAUUUUAUUUAGCUGAGAUCAAACUGCCAUUAUUAAAACUCUCCUGUCCUCCCACAACAAGUAAUUUGUACUACUAAUAAUUAAUAUAUUAAGUAUGAAGUGUUGAUGUCAAUGUGAAUUUUUUUUUGCUUGGGUGGAAGAUAAUUGUAUCAUUGAUCCCAUUUUGUAUUAAAGCAAAAUUGCUUGCCAUAA